Messenger RNA from Paramecium octaurelia, 1569 nucleotides. NCBI's taxonomy places the organism in Eukaryota, Ciliophora, Oligohymenophorea, Peniculida, Parameciidae. The record is from the annotation of a GenBank genome assembly.
AUGAAAUAGCAAUCAAUUUCAACUAAUACAACUCUGGGUUCUUAAUUUUUUAAGGUGUAUUUUAAAAUUCAUUACCACACUCAACCUGGUAAAGCAAUAUACAUAGUUGGAGACAAUAAAUAGUUUGGAAGUUGGAAUCCAAUAAAAGGAAUGCGCUUAUAAUGGAAUGAAGUAAGAAAUACUUAGAUAUAUACGAUAAGAAUGAUGAGUGGACAAUCUGCAUUAAAGUUGAUCGAUCUUAAUAUUAGAAAAUUGAAUAUAAGUUUAUAGUGAAUAACUUCGAUCAUCCGACCUUGUAGGAUCCGAUUUGGGAACCGGGGGAAAAUAGAGUUAUCACCACUCAUAUGAUUUAAAAUGAGACUAAAUCAGAAUAUUUUAAUUGUAUUUAAUAAAUAAAUUAUUAAAGGUGAAUAUUGGGGCUAUAGAACAAUCAAAUUGAAAUUAAAUUACAAUUUAGCUUAAAAAUAAAGAAUGAUGGUAAUUGGCUCUAUAGAGUAAUUAGGUCAAUGGAGUCAUCCUGUAUUAAUGAAAUCUUAACAAAAGAUAGAUAUAUGUAGUUUUCAUUCUUAUUUAAAGUGAAUGACGAACCAGUUUAGUAAUGGUCUAUUUCCUUUAUUGUGGAUCCUAUGAAUUUUUCAUUUAGAUACUUUUAUGUAAUUAGAAAUGAUGAGAAUGGAUCCAUGAUAUGGGAGAGAGGUAAUGGACGAUAUCUGAAAUCAAGUGAUUUAAGAUCAUUUAGAUAAGUUCAAACUGUGUAUGCUAAAUCUCCUAUCAAAAUUAAAACUUAGCUAUUGGCAGCAUGUUAAAAUUAUAGAUUAUAAAAAUUAAAAAAUGGGUCAUUCUGUUCUGAUAAGCAACUAAAGAUUAACAAAGAAACUAGCAUAGGUUAUUCUUUCUCAGAUAAGGAACCUUCUUUCUUUUAUUAUGAGUCUUUUGGAAGACUUAAUAAAUUGGAUUGGAAUUUUGUAGUCUAAUUUGCUAUCACACAGAUCAAUGAAAAUAUUAUUAUUGGGCCUUAUCCUCAGAAUGAAUAGGAUAUACUAGUGUUAAAAUCUCAAGGAAUUAAGGCUGUCUUAAAUCUACAGACAAGAUUAGAUAUUUAUCAUAGAGGAGUAGAUUGGGAUGAAAUACAAAAUAGCUAUAAAAAAAAUGAUAUUAUUAUGAGGAAUUUUGAAAUAUUUGAUAUGGAUCCAAUAGAUUUUGAAAGAAAAGCAUUCAAAGCUGUGUAGUUACUGAAAAAAUUAAUCAACAACUAUGAAUUUGUUUACGUACAUUGUACAUCAGGAAUUGGAAGAGCUCCCUCCCUUGUGGUAUUAUAUUUAUCAACAGUAUUAUAAAUUCCAUUGAAUGAAGCAAUUUCAUUUGUUAAAAGUAAACGAGAGCACUUCUAUAUCAAUCUUAGUAAUAAAAUAUUCACUUAUCAUAGAUAUGUUGAAAAAAUCAUUAUAAAAAACUGAAAUGUUUAACAAUGGUGAAGGAUAUGAAGAAAUCUCAGUAUUCAAUUAAUAUUAAAUUGGAAGCCAACAAAAAAUUUAUGAAUAGAAAUUUGAUUAUAAUUUACUUUAUUGA